Molecule: messenger RNA, 2157 nt
Organism: Formica exsecta
Lineage: Eukaryota; Metazoa; Arthropoda; Insecta; Hymenoptera; Formicidae
Exons: 7
Coding region: 1-2157 (718 amino acids)
Molecular function (GO): catalytic activity; nucleic acid binding; zinc ion binding
Source: RefSeq, a predicted model, not a curated record
AUGCUGCAACAUCAAAAAGCCAUACAACGGGUGAGAACUAAAGUAUCUUUUCCGGAUCUUAAGAUUGUAGGCACGAAGAUCAGGCAUACGGCGAAUGGAGGCGUAUUGAUCGAGGUUCCUGGUCCAGAUGGUAGCGAAAAAGCAGAUGCAUUAAGGAGAAAGGUGCAAGAAGCCCUUGGAGAUAAAGCGGUCGUCACCCGUCCAGUGAUAAAGGGCGAGCUUAGAAUUGUUGGCAUGGAUGAUUCUAUUACGGCCCAGGAGGUAGUUGAAGUCAUUGCAAUGGAAGGUGGAUGCCUCCCAGAGGAUGUAAAGGUAGGCCCAAUCAGGCCUAUAAGGAAUGGUCUUUACACAGUGUGGAUUCAAUGUCCGCUUGCGGCUGCUAUUCGUGCAUCAACGGGCAAUAAGAUCCGUAUCGGUUGGACGAUCGCGAGGAUUGAAUUAUUGAAGGCUAGGCCAAUUCAGUGCUAUAGAUGUUGGGAGCAAGGCCACUUGAUGAGUUCCUGUAAAUCGGCAAUAGAUCGCUCUGGUAUGUGCUAUCGUUGUGGUAAAACGGGGCAUUCCGUGCGCUCGUGCACUUCGGAGUUCAAUUGUGCAAUAUGCUCGUCACAGGGAAAAGAUUCUAAACAUAGAGUAGGAUCUAAUCUUUGUAAACCGGAUGUAGGCUCUAAGUCGGUUAGUAAGGAAACGGCGCGGAGGGCCGAAGCCAUGGAGACGGAUAAUGAGAUGAAGAUAGGUAUUUGUGCAAUUUCGGAGCCGCAGCGCGUUCCGGAUGAUAACCCGCAUUGGUUCUGUAGCAAAGACGGUUUAGCGGCUGUUUUCUGGCGGCCAUCGGCGAUUGACUGUGCAGGCUCAUUAAUAGUAAGUGUUAGAAAGAUUAGCAAUAAAAUAGUAAUUUGUGGGGAUUUUAAUUCCAAAUCUACCCUGUGGGGUUCGUUAAAAACCAAUGAAUGGGGGGAUCUGAUAGAGGAGUGGGCUGCGGAAACAGAUAUGAGGCUAGUUAAUUUAGGAGUGAGCCCCACAUGCAUCAGGCCACAAGAUACGUCUAUUAUUGACCUUACCUGGGUCUCAGCAGACUUAACGAGAUGUACAGAGGAUACACAUAUUAAGGAGAAUACUCCAGCACUGGAAUAUGAGGAAUGGAUUAGCAAAGCGUUAGUUGAAGCCUGUGAUCUAACGGCACCGAGAUCUAAACCUAUAGCUGGUAGGAAACAAGUUUACUGGUGGGCAGACACGAUUGCAGAGCUUAGGAGAGAGUCAGUUAGGAAGCGUAGGGCCUGGAUGAGGUAUAGACGUAGGAAACACCCUCAGGCAGAAGAGUUGGCUAGAUCUGAAACAGAAUAUAGAUUGGCUAAGAAGAAUUUAAGGCUCGAAAUUAAUAAAGCUAAGUCUAAUGCGUGGAGUGAAUUGAUCGCUACAAUUGAGAAGGAUCCCUGGGGACUCCCGUAUAAGCUUGUAAUGAGACGUCUUAGGAGUUCCACCCCAAGCAUCACAGAAUCCCUAGAUGAAAAUUCUUUAAAGUCACUGUUGAAGUCAUUAUUCCCUGAUGCGGAGCCAGUUGUACCGUGCAACUGGGAGGAAUUCCAAUGGAAUGAGGAGAUGGAAGUUACCCCUGCGGAAGUUCAUCAAGUGCUAAAGAGAAGUGGAAUUAGUAAUACAGCACCGGGCCCGGAUGGAGGAGAGGUUUUGUCCGGUAUUCCUAAAGCGCGGCCCAUAUGCCUGUUAAGUGAGGUAGGAAAGGCAUUCGAGCGGAUUCUAGCAAAUAGGAUUAAGGAUUGGUUAAGAGAAAACCCUAGUGCGCAGCUCUCAGAGAACCAAUACGGGUUCGGAGAAAACAGGUCAACGUGCGAUGCGCUUAUUAGAGUUAAGAAGGCGGUUAAAGAUGCGACAAGGGAGAAUCAAGAAGGCGGAAGAAAUAGAUCUAGAGCAAUGGUAGCAGGGGUCCCACAGGGAUCGGUCCUGGGCCCCAUCCUGUGGAAUAUUGCUUAUAAUAAUGUUCUGCAGGAGGGGUCUGAGUAUGGAUGUCAGACUUUGUGCUAUGCUGAUGACACCUUAAUAUUAGCAGUAGGAGAUACAUUGAAUCGCGCGGUAUCAAGAACGAAUUUACAGAUAGGCUUGAUCCUUAAUAGGAUCAAGAGAUUAGGUCUUAGUGUCAGCUAG